Messenger RNA from Chara braunii, 1487 nucleotides. The record is from the annotation of a GenBank genome assembly. Lineage: Eukaryota; Viridiplantae; Streptophyta; Charophyceae; Charales; Characeae.
CUGCAAACCAGGCAAGGUCUUUAAGAAGUUCAAGCUGGCAGAGUGGGAAGCGAGCUACAAACCGGAUUACUGCAGGUGCGGGGACGGCAGGCAUGAGGAAUUUUUCAGUCCAGCCUCCAUCAAGCUGCUGCCGGACGAUGGAUACUUACAUGUCAUCACGUCGAGACACAGGGAUCACCAAUAAUGGACGCCUGCAGCUGAUGCUCAAUGCAGGCCUCAAUCACAUUCCUAUGAGGGCUCUGGAUGAGGACUAUGCGGUGGGAGAACUGGAUGAAGCACUGGACAUCCUGUUGACGACAAGGAGAUGCCACGCCGAGCUAUCCAUGGAGGAGGAACGACAGGUGAAGAAUGUGGCAAUGGAAGAGAUUAGACGCCGUAUCAAGAACUAUCACUUGCGGCACAUGCACAUCGCGGAAGAACCCAUCAACAACGUUGCUGUCAGGAAAGAGAUCGAGUGGCUGACUGGGAGGUACCUGGUGUGCCCAACAGACAAAGCCCCCCCUACGCCGACUUUCGUCUGCAUCAAUUUCAUUCGGAGGUUAGCCCUAGAGCGCCUGUCCGGCCCCGACUUUGUCCCGCUUCAACGACCGCCCGACGAGGAACUACGCGAGAAGAAGGAGAGAAAGCUACGCGCUAAACUACAAAAGGAAGCUGAACGUGAUGCAGAGAUGGAAAAGAAGAUGGAAAUGCGAUUGGCGGCUCGAACGGACGACUUCUUUAACAAGAUGGAGGAGAGUUUGGGUCCAGUACUUGAGUUCGCCAAGAAGGCUAAAGGUAAGAAGAAGAUCAGGGUUCUAUCUAACGAUGAAACAUCGGCGCAAAGCAGUGGGAGCGAGACUGAGCAGCUGCACAAGAAAGCAGGGAAAUUAACAAUUAGUGAGAAGCGGAAGCGGGGCCCCGAACCUGUCUUUGAAGACAGCCCACAGAUGAUUACUCCAUCGAAGCGGACGCCGCGUACAAAGGCGAAGGAAGGUGUGGCAGUGGGACGGAUCACAUGCUCGCGCAGCAAGAUCAAGACUAAGUUAUCGCCAUUGAUUGCGAGGCAGAAAAGUCCGGGGGGAUCAGAGGUACUGGCCAAGCUACAGUUUCGUAACCAAGCUAUUGAUGAAAUCAGAGGGUUGGAUGCGCAGGAGCUCCAACUUAUUUGUAAGAAUGAAGGUGUGAACUACAACGGCAAGAUCGAGGCAAUCUUUGAUAUUGCCAGUCACUAUACGAGAGUUGCAUUCGGUGAAAUUGAGGGUACUACGAUGUCCGAGUCUGGAGAACGUGAGGAGGAAGACUCGACAACGGUUGAUGCCGAGGAACCUGAUUGCGAUGUUUGAGAUCGGUACGGAACUGAUGAGAUAUGGGGUAUGGUCCUUUGCGUAUUUGGAAAUCCGGAGGAGGUUUCUUGAAGCGAAUUUUGACUUCGCUAUUGAAGAACCCGUUGGUGUUGUCUGACCUUAAGUCUUGGAGUCUGAAGUCUCUGAUACGACUGUAUAACGUAG